UACAAGCGUACUGUUUGCGUUUUGUUGUUGUCAAAUCGGUUCAAAGUUGAAAUGCAGAAAUUUCUCUUUUCAGAUUUCUGACGAUGAAAGCAUUGAAAAACAUCACAAACUGCAUGUGAUAGUAUCAGAAAAGCCACAACCUUUGCCUGGUGACAAGUGUAAGCUCUGCAACAUAAAGGUGCAUUCUGCUGAAUUUCUAGCAGUAGUUUGAAACUGACAAGCAACCACCAUGGUGAAGGAACAGUUCCGAGAGGCAGAUUUGGCGAGGAGAAUAAGCCAUGUUUGUUUCGGGAUGAUGUCAGACGAGGAGAUGCGACAACAGUCCCACAUCCAUGUGGUCAGUAAGAACCUGUAUAACCAGGACAGCAGGCAGGUGCCUGUACCUUAUGGCACCAGUACCAAAGACAAGUCAUGUGAGACUUGUGGUAAGAACCUGGCCGACUGUGUGGGACAUUAUGGAUACGUAGACCUGGAACUACCAGUCUUCCAUGUGGGCUACUUCAAGUCUAUCAUACAUGUGCUACAGUGUAUCUGUAAGAGUUGUAGUCGAGUCCUGCUGGGUAAAGAUGACAGGAAGAUGUUCACAGACACACUGAGACGGCCCAACCUCAGUUACCUGCAGAGGAAGGGACUGAAGAAAAAAAUCAACGAGAAGUGUCGAAAAGUCUCGUACUGUUCUCACUGUGGGGCGCUCAAUGGUCCAGUGAAGAAGUGUGGACUUUUGAAGAUCGUCCAUGAACGGUACAAGAGCACCAAGAAAGUGGUGGACCCCGUCGUUACAGACUUCCAGUCAUCGUUCCAGAGUGCAGUAGAACAUAACAAGGAGAUAGAAGGGCUGAUACCUCGUGCACAGGAGAAUCUGAACCCCAUGGUGGCUCUGCACAUGUUCAGUAGGAUACCCCAUCAGGACCUGCCGUUCCUGAUCAUGGAUGCUGAACAUGGCCGGCCCCAGGACAUGAUCCUGACUAGACUGCUGGUCCCCCCACUCUGUAUCAGGCCUUCUGUUUCUACUGAACUCAAGGCAGGAACGAAUGAAGACGAUGUGACCAUGAAGCUGACAGAAAUCCUUUUCCUAAAUGACGUCAUCCAGAAACACAGGGCAACAGGGGCACGAGCUCAGAUGAUCAUGGAAGACUGGGACUUUCUACAGCUCCAGUGUGCUCUUUACAUCAACAGUGAACAGGGAGGCAUUCCUCUCAACAUGCAGCCAAAGAAACCAACUCGUGGAUUUUGCCAAAGACUGAAGGGCAAACAAGGUCGUUUCCGUGGCAACCUGUCAGGAAAACGAGUUGACUACUCCAGCCGAACAGUCAUCUCUCCCGAUCCCAAUCUCAGAAUAGACCAGGUUGCUGUCCCUGUACACGUAGCUAAGAUCCUGACGUACCCAGAGAAAGUAAACAAAGCUAACAUCCAGUUGAUGAGGCGACUGAUCGUUAACGGCUGUGACACCCACCCAGGGGCAAACUUUGUGGAGUCACGGGCCACAGGGGUCAAAAGAUUCCUCAAGUAUGGCAAUAGGCAAAAGAUAGCGCAAGAGCUAAAGUAUGGGGACAUUGUGGAACGACACUUGAUGGACAAAGAUGUGGUUCUGUUCAACCGACAACCAUCUCUACACAAGCUCAGUAUCAUGGCUCAUUAUGCCAAGGUGAUGCCACACAGAACGUUCCGGUUUAACGAGUGUGUGUGUACGCCGUACAACGCUGACUUUGACGGAGAUGAGAUGAACCUACAUCUCCCACAGACGGAGGAGGCUAAAGCAGAGGCUCUCAUUCUCAUGGGGGUGAAGUCCAACUUGGUGACUCCGCGGAACGGUGAACCGUUGAUCGCGGCCAUCCAGGACUUUAUCACGGGCUCGUACCUCCUGACGCAGAAGGACACCAUGUUCGACCGCGCCAAGGCGUGUCAGAUCAUCGCCUCCAUGCUGUCCGGAGGAGACAGAACGGAACGGAUCGACCUACCACCUCCUGCUAUAAUGAAACCCAUGUGCCUGUGGACAGGGAAGCAGAUCUUCAGUCUCAUCCUCAAGCCCAACAAGACGUCUCCGAUCAGGUGUAACCUCAAGGCCAAGACUAAGUCUUACACCAAGGGGGAGGAUCUCAGCACUAACGACUCUUUUGUGAUAAUCCGUUCAGGAGAGUUACUGUGUGGUGCUAUGGACAAAGCCAUGCUGGGAUCUGGCUCCAAAAACAACAUCUUCUACAUACUACUCAGAGACUAUGGAGAGGAGGCUGCUGCCACAGCGAUGAGUCGCCUGGCCCGUAUCUGCCCGUUCUUCCUCAGUAACCGCGGCUUCUCUAUCGGUAUCGGAGACGUCACCCCCGGGGAGGGUCUGCUCACCGCGAAGAAGAACCUCCUGGACACGGGCUACGGGAACUGUGACUCCUUCAUCCGAGAACUGGAGGAGGGGAAACUACAGAGUCAACCCGGAUGUACUCCGGAGCAAACCCUAGAGGCUGUUAUACUGAAGGAGCUGUCGGUUAUCCGAGACCAUGCAGGAAAGGCCUGUCUGACAGAGUUACAUAAGAGCAACAGCCCACUCACCAUGGCUGUAUGUGGGUCAAAAGGUUCGUUCAUCAACAUCUCCCAGAUGAUCGCAUGUGUGGGACAGCAAGCUAUCUCAGGACAGAGGGUUCCUAACGGGUUUGAGGAUAGGGCACUCCCACACUUCAAACGUUACUCCAAGGAACCAGAAGCAAAGGGUUUUGUGGAGAACAGUUUCUACUCGGGACUGACUCCGACUGAGUUCUUCUUCCACACCAUGGGAGGCAGGGAAGGUCUGGUGGACACGGCUGUCAAAACUGCCGAGACUGGAUACAUGCAGAGGAGACUGGUCAAGUCCCUAGAGGACCUGUGUUCCCACUAUGACCUGAUGGUGAGGAACUCCAUGGGUGAGAUCAUACAGUUCAUGUACGGGGGAGACGGACUGGACCCAGCCGCCAUGGAGGGGAAGGACACACCCGUGGACUUUCAACGGGUCCUGGACCACAUCAGGGCGGUUCACAGAUGUGAUGGGGAACCGGUUCUGACCAGUCCGGAGCUGGUCAAGACUACAGCCAAGAUGGUGGACAGUCCUGAGUUCAUGAGCGUCAGCGAAGAGUACAGAAAGGAGAUCAAGGAUUUUGUAGCUGCGAUUGCAGCAAGGGUAGAAACAACCCAUGAGAAAUACAAGAUCACCACAGGCCCAGGGAGUAGCACCCAGCCCCCUGUCCUGCUCCAGUUAGAGAGGAUCACUCCCACUCAGCUGAAACAGUUCUUAAUCAUGGUCAGGGACAAGUACCUCAGGGCCAAGAUAGAACCAGGUACUGCAGUUGGAGCUGUGUGUGCCCAGAGUAUAGGAGAACCUGGGACACAGAUGACUCUCAAAACCUUCCAUUUUGCUGGAGUUGCCUCUAUGAAUAUCACCUUGGGUGUUCCCAGAAUUAAGGAGAUCAUCAAUGCGUCUAAGAACAUCAGUACCCCCAUCAUCACUGCACAGCUGGAGGACGAUACCAGCGCAGAGUUCGCUCGCAGGGUCAAGGGUCGCAUUGAGAAGUCCCUACUGGGAGAGGUAACAGAGUACAUGGAGGAGGUAUACCUACCAGAUGACUGUUUCCUUCUCAUCAAACUACAUAUGGACAGAAUAAAGCUACUCAAGCUGGAGGUAUCUGCAGACACCAUACGUUACUCCAUCUGUACAUCCAAGCUGAGAAUUAAGCCUGCGAACAUAGUUGUCCAUGGUGAGUCUAUCCUAUGUGUGACUCCCAGUGAAACUGCCCAGAGCACCAUGUACUACAACAUGCAGAAACUCAAGGAGACUCUACCUAAAGUGGUCAUCAAGGGAAUAGACUCGGUGUCCCGAGCUGUGAUCCACCUGGAUGAAAAGGGAGGGCAGCAGCAGUACAAACUACUGGUGGAGGGGGACAACCUUAGGGCUGUCAUCGCUACUCCAGGUGUAAAGGGAACGAAGACAACAUCUAACAACACCUUUGAUGUAGAGAAAACACUGGGCAUUGAAGCAGCCAGGGUGACCAUUAUGAAUGAGAUCACCUACACCAUGUCCAGUCAUGGCAUGAGUAUUGACAUCAGACAUGUCAUGCUGCUAGCAGACCUCAUGACUUACAAGGGAGAAGUUCUGGGAAUCACAAGAUUUGGGCUGGCAAAGAUGAAGGAAAGUGUGCUGAUGCUGGCUUCAUUUGAGAAGACAGCAGACCACCUGUUUGACGCAUCUUACCACGGACAGGAGGACGCCAUCUGUGGUGUGAGUGAGUGUAUCAUCCUGGGUAUACCCAUGAACAUUGGGACAGGGCUCUUCAAACUACUGCACAAAGCAGAGAAAGACACUGCCCCUGCCAGUAGGAAACUGUUGUUCGACGUACCAACUUUCCACGUGCCAGGUGUUUCCUAAAGGUCAUCUCCUUGCAAUUGCUGGAUAUUCGCUAAUUGAUGACAACUUACAAUACUUGGGUACAACAUGCCUUUAGUCUUGCCAGGCUUUUAAGGACAGAUUCUCAAUUUGUUUCUCUCAAAAAAGUUUAUUAACAUCAGCUUGGCAGUCCUGCAAUGUAAAUGUGGCGAAAACCUGUAGAAGUCUACAAUAAGUUAAGUACAUUAAAGGCUGCUAAACUAAUGAUAACAUUAACCAUCAUUAUUUAUAAUUAUUUACUUUGAGUUUGUGCAAUUUGAGUAGUAAACUUUAAGAUAGAAAGUUUACAAAAGUUACUGGAGGAAUAUACAGUUUCUUUGAAAAGAAGAAACAUUAAAAAGUAGCAAAAUGUGCUCCAAACUGCAGAAAUCCUUACACCACAGAAAGUACAGUGAAUCAAGGGUUGUGAAGUAACGUUAUUUUUCUACAUCUAUCUGUUAAAUGCUGAAACUAAAGUAAUAAAGAGACAUCAACUUA
Messenger RNA from Branchiostoma floridae (Florida lancelet), 4879 nucleotides. RefSeq names its product DNA-directed RNA polymerase III subunit RPC1-like. The record is from RefSeq and is a predicted model, not a curated record. Gene Ontology annotation, biological process: DNA-templated transcription. Lineage: Eukaryota; Metazoa; Chordata; Leptocardii; Amphioxiformes; Branchiostomatidae. Gene Ontology annotation, molecular function: DNA binding; DNA-directed RNA polymerase activity.